Serendipita indica DSM 11827 is the source of this 1617-nucleotide messenger RNA. Lineage: Eukaryota; Fungi; Basidiomycota; Agaricomycetes; Sebacinales; Serendipitaceae. The record is from the annotation of a GenBank genome assembly.
AUGGCAGAGUUCCCAGGAAUUGCUCAGACUUUUGCUGAGGUUAUCAACCAGACUUCUCAAGCUCAGGAAGAUCUCGAAGAAUUAUCGCGCUCAGGCAAGGCGGAUGGGUAUACCGUGGCUUGCCUCUCUACGGAGACUAUUCUGCUGCGAAGAACGCUGCGCAAGCUGCGCGAAUACUGUCAAGAGAAUCAGCGACUGCUCAAAGGUCAUUCAAACACGACUGCAAAGGAUAUCAACCUCUCCCUACUCUCCACGAGCCUCGCACUGAGCGAAAUCGAAUUCAAAGUCAGGAAAAUUACCUUAGGAGCUAUAUCUGUGCGAACACCAAGACUCCGCCUGUUCGAGCGAGCAAAAAAGGAGGAAGAUGAGCUAAACCCACUACUCAACAAACUACGCGACCGCUGCAGUUUACUAUGGAGCCUAUACCUGAUAUUGGAUCCGUUUGCGGAAUCCGAUGAGGAAGCCCAUCAACUACGGAUGUAUGUGCAAAUAAUGCUCCGGCAGAACGAAAGCGACGUAAAUCGGCGACUAAAUACAAACUCUUUCGUCCGCCCCGACUACAUCGCCACCCUCUGGCCGAAUUGGAUCCCUCCACGACCUCUCACAAAAGAGCUUGUCCGCCAUGGUCUUUCCGAGGACCAAAUCCAUGAAAUCUACGACAAGCCAAAUCUCCCACCAUUUCUUAUCAAGCAAAUUUUGUUGAAGUGGAGAUCAUAUGGUACUGAGGAUGCUUUCCGUAUAGUUCUUCAUCUCUUCGUCUCAACAGGCCACGACUUGGUUUUGACAGAUGAGGUCGUACGAACAUGGAAAUCAUAUGGCGAUACGGAAGGAUAUCGAACCGAUCUUGGUGUUGUGGCCGCAAGAAGUCGUGAUAUUGUCUCAUCAGAUAAGGAAAUUCCCGAUUUCAGGUCUAGUCUUAAGCCUUAUGGUCAAGAAUUUUACAUAAUGCUUCUGAAGGCUUUACGUACGGUACACUACAACCUUCAUCUCACAGAGCGACUGCUCCAGAGGGCUGCGGUUCUUAUGCAUAACCAAAUACAACUACGCCCGGGAGAUGCGGCUUUCGACACCCUCCCCGCUGUGAAGUUAUCUCCCAGUGACCUUGAUCAUCUGAGCGUCGCUAUAGGACUCAAUGACCACGACCUAUCUAAAGUCGUGGACCAACUCGAAAUGUUACGAGACAUCUCUUGGCCGCAAACUGGCCUUCAUGGGCUCAUAGGUGCCUCAAACUGCCCUACAGGUCAUUAUCUCGAUCUCUGGCACAGUUGUGGCUACGAUGCAAAAAAAGCGAGCGACAAGAUAUGGAGUUUCCUUAUGCAGGUCGCAAGAGAGGGGGACUGCUAUUGGACAGUCCCAACUGCUUUGAUCGUCCUUCGACCUUUCAACCUUCAAGAAGAGGCAUUCUUCUCGACAAUUACCGAGCCACAUGUUGCUCCGAUACGUUCCACAUUAUUGGCUCUCAUUGGUUCCAACGCAGAGAGACAUUCGAUCCCGAGUAUUAUCUCAGAUACCAUCACUAUUGCCAACUACAUGGGUCUCAGGUGGCGAGCGGCUGGCCUGCAUAAACUGGCGUAUACACUCAGAGCUGUUACACUCAUUUCCACCUUCAAUUACUGA